Molecule: messenger RNA, 1161 nt
Organism: Periconia digitata
Lineage: Eukaryota; Fungi; Ascomycota; Dothideomycetes; Pleosporales; Periconiaceae
Source: the annotation of a GenBank genome assembly
UUGACUGCCUCAUCUGGACAGAAAUACUGCUUGAACAUGCUAUAUCUAUUCACAUUGCUUCCACUCUUCAUAGCCAGCAAGGCUGAGGGCUAUGAUCUUCCUACCCCGGCCGGAAAAUACAACAUCAAAUUAACAAGCGGCCCCCUCGUCGACUACUCCCGCGAUGGCUGGAAGUCCAUGAUAUCAGUCUUUCAACCGGCGCAUUGCAAGUCAGUUGGCACAAUCCCCAACAUGCCUAAUGAAACUGCCAAAAUUUUGGAAUCAUACACCAAAGAAUAUGCAGGAUCGUUCGGCAAUACAACUGUUGACAUUGAUGGACUUUUUCAAGCUGCUCGCCUCCCAGUCUGUGUGGGCGAUGCUUCCAGCAUUACCCCCGUUCCAGACAGCCCCAUCUUGCUCUUGUCUCCCGGACACGGGGGCUCUCGACUCUGGUUCAACGUUCUUGCUUCUGCUAUCGCCAGCGAAGGUUUCACGGUCAUCUCCAUGGAUCAUCCUGGGGACUGUAGAGUCAUUGAGUUCCCGGAUGGCCAGCUACUCGAGAAGAGUCCUUUGGAUGGUAGCUUACCUCCAACUGACGAGCUGGUUUAUCUUCGCGGUAACGACACUACCUUUGUCAUAGACCAGUUAAGCAACGCAUCUGCUAUGGCAGAAUUGGGUCUCUCAACUUUCCAGUCCGAUCGUAUCGCAAUUUUGGGACAUUCCCUGGGUGGGUGCACCGCGCUCCAAGUAGCGGCGCACGAUCCGCGUAUCGUCGCAGCCAUCGACUGGGCGGGGCCUGUCGUGACAGACCUACCACCAUCCGGGAUUGCACAACCAGUAUCAUUCGUGAGUUCGGAGAAUGAAAGUAACUGGACUGUCGAUGGUAUGGAAGUUGGCUGGGAUCUAAUCCAUGGUCCCAAACUAUGGACUGAGAUUGCCAAUUUGGAGCAUACGGGUUUCCUGGAUAUGAUGAAUAUGCUGAAAGCUGCUGGACAGGAUCCAGCGCAGUUUGCAGAGGUGUUGGGGACGAUUGAUCCGGACGAGCAAAAUAAAAUCCAUGUGGCAUAUACUACUGAGUGGUUGAAAGGUGCUUUUCAGGGCAAGAUUGGGGGUUCUUUGUUAGAGGGUGAGCAGCCGGAGAGGUUUCCGGAGGUGAGGGUUGUGAAGAAGGAGGGUUUCUGA